GUUUCUUGUUUUCGGAGGAGGUUUUAUCGAGUCAAUCCAUAAUUAUAAAUAUAUUGUUCGUUUUUCAACGUGGCCGUAAACCAAAGCGAAAACUUUUACAAUAUUAAUAUCACCGAUGGAGUUCUCUUCGGCAGUGUUUCUCUUUGGGUUACUUCUCAGCAUAGGAAACUCCGUUCAAAGAAGUACAGCCGUACCAGAAUGCGGAUAUCCUGGAGCCCCGGCCCACAGUUUCGUCCGAUUCGGACUGCCGGGCGAAGAAGAUGUUAUCGAUGAAAUCGAGGCGCCCCUAAACGUCGCUUCUCACACCCCGGGAACCGUGGCGACAUACUCAUGUGAGCGAGGAUUCGAGCUGCUUGGACCGGCGAGAAGACAGUGUCGAGAAAAUGGGACAUGGGUACCCGAUGGUGUCCCGUUUUGCGUGCUGAACGUGGCCGGAGGCAAAGCUCCGAUGCAAUCGAGCACUGCGGAUGGUGGUAUACCUCAGCGAGCAGUCGACGGAAGUAGCGGUCAAAUCUAUACUCCUCAGACCUGCACAUUGACGAGACCCGAGUUGUCGCCAUGGUGGUACGUGAACCUGUUGGAACCGUACAUGGUGCAGUUGGUUCGUCUGGAUUUUGGAAAACCAUGCUGCGGAGAGGGAUUGCCAGGCACUAUUGUUGUUCGUGUAGGUAACAACCGACCUGAUCUUGGAACAAACCCAAUUUGCAAUCGGUAUACCGGGCAGUUGGAAGAGGGGCAGCCGCUCUUUCUGCCAUGCAAUCCUCCGAUGCCAGGAGCCUUUGUGUCGGUCCAUUUAGAAACUGCUUCGACAAGUCCAGUGCCUGUCCAGUUGUCACUGUGCGAAGCUUUCGUUUACACUGAUCAGGCAUUGCCCAUUGAAAGGUGUCCUCAAUUUAGAGACCAACCGCCAGGUUCCACCGCAACUUACAAUGGAAAAUGCUACAUCUUCUACAAUAGACAACCAAUGACAUUCAGGGAUGCUCUAGGAUUCUGUAGAGCACGAGGAGGAACUCUGGUCGAUGAAAGUAACCCAGCGCUGCAGGGAUUCAUUUCGUGGGAACUGUGGAGAAGACACAGGAGCGACACAUCGAGCCAGUAUUGGAUGGGAGCAGUGCGAGAUCCGAAAAAUAGAACUACAUGGCGAUGGACUGGAAGCGGAGAAGAAGUUUCGGUUUCAUUUUGGAGUCUACCUCAGGGCAGUGACGAAGAUUGUGCUCGAUACGACGGCACUCGAGGAUGGCUCUGGUCAGACACCUCGUGUACAGCUCAUCUGAAUUAUAUCUGCCAACAUCAGCCUCGUGCAUGUGGUCGUCCUGAACAGCCGCCUAAUUCUACGAUGAUUGCUAGCCCUUUCGAGUCAAGUUCGAGAGGAAAUUACGAGGUUGGAGCAACCGUAGAAUACAAUUGCAACGGUGGCAGUCUGCUGAUUGGACCUUCGACUAGGACCUGUCUCGACACUGGAUUCUACAACGAAUUUCCACCGGUCUGCAAAAACAUCGAAUGCGGAUAUCCUGCAAGCAUCAGACAUGGAGAAUAUACUCUGAUCAACAACACAGUCAGCUACCUCAGCCAAGUGCUUUACUCUUGCGAAGAUGGAUACGAAAUGACUGGAAGAGCCAGGCUGACCUGUGAUGUUGAUGAGAGAUGGAACGGCCCACCACCCCGCUGUGAACCAGUUCGAUGUGACUUACCAUCGGUUAUUGCACACGGUCGUUACGAAGUAGCGAUAGACAGCGACAUGGAGUUUAGUAGAAAUAAGAAUAAUCAAACACUGUUAGCUGGAAGUAUUGUGACUUACACGUGUGAAAAAGGCUAUCAACUCGUUGGUUCUCGACAGAUAUUGUGCCUGGAAACAGGCCUUUAUGAUCAUGUCGCACCGACUUGCAUAGAAGAACCUCGUACAACGGUUUCACUUCCAUCCCGUGUAACAAGUCGGCCUACCAGCACACGUGCCAGACCGUUAGUUCCGACACGCACACGAUCUACUACAACAAUUUCAUCCACAAGCAGUAUUGGAACAUCUCCAAUACCUCCGACAAAGGGUACCAGCAGUGUUGAGCUGCCUGCCACAGUUAGGGAAACGAUUCCUCGAAAGCCGUCAAUAUCAUUGAAAACAUCUGCGCCAACUGCAAUCACUGAUGACAGCCGAGAUCAUCCUCAGGAUAACGAAAUCGCAGGAAGUGGAGUUGACAAUGUUCAAGCUGGGUUUGGAGCUGGCGUUCCUGAACCCUCGGGUCCGUUUAGAGUGGAAAAUGGAGAUCAAUCCUCAAACACUCACCAGGCCAAACUGAACCUCGGCGCUGUUAUAGCGCUUGGUGUUUUCGGAGGAUUCGUUUUCCUUGCUGCUGUCAUUACCACCGUAGUGAUUCUGAUACGCAGGAAUCGCAGUAGAGGUAGCAAGCAUUACCGCCAUCGGGCAUCCCCUGACUGCAACACAGUAGCUAGUUUCGAUAGCAAUUCAUCAGAGAGCCGAGGUGGACUAAAUCGCUACUAUCGUCAAGCUUGGGAAAAUCUUCACGAGACUGCGGGCCAAAAAGCAAAUCACGCACCCCUACGUCGGAAAGAAACGCUUGACGAGCCUGGAUACAGAGAAAACUUCCGUGGAAAUAAUACGGAACGAGACGGAUCAGAGCUAGUAGUCAGUGACGUUGCUGCAUAUCCUUCAAGCAAACAGGCAAGCGUCUCUGACAAGAAAAGGCAUCACCAUCAUCAUCAUCACCACCAUGGAACAGCUACGCCAGAAUGGAGGCAGCCGCAGUCUCAUCACAGAUAUUGAGCACAGAUAUAAUUAUGCAGAAAAAUGAGUUUUAAUCAACAUUAUUCUUGAUUUAUUUGUAUAAGAAUAUUUAUUGAGGUGCGAUGAAUGACCACAGAAAGCAAGAAAGUAUUUUCUCUCGAAUUGUACAAUUGAACUCAUUUUUUAUGCACCUACAAGAAAGUGGUAUUUUUCAACACAUUUCUUUGUGAAAUGAUACAGAUGCCUAAUUACAACAGCAUAGAAUAUUCGACCUUCGUAUUUCCGUGUAAGUGAAAUGAAAUUAUUAUUCUUUUUUUCUCGGCUGAUGUAUUGAUGUAAAUAAUAAUUAAUUGGUCAAGUAAACUAUGAUCACAAUGAUCGCAAUGAUUCAUUUUAUUCUUAUCACAGAGUUCUAUGCUAUUGUAAUAUUGUCAAUGCUGGUCACAAGGGAUGCCAAAAAAGCAAAGAAU
Diprion similis is the source of this 3207-nucleotide messenger RNA. RefSeq names its product sushi, von Willebrand factor type A, EGF and pentraxin domain-containing protein 1. The transcript has 11 exons. Lineage: Eukaryota; Metazoa; Arthropoda; Insecta; Hymenoptera; Diprionidae. The record is from RefSeq and is a predicted model, not a curated record. Bases 116 to 2776 code for a protein of 886 amino acids.